AUGAACCAAGACUAUUUGGAUGCAACGUUUGAUCCGAAAGAGGUCAAAGUGGCGCAACUGCGAAGGAUUUUGAUUGAAAAUGGAGUUGUUAUUCGUUCUGGAAUGAAAAAGGCAGAUUUGUGUGAACUUUUUGAGGACAACAUAAGGUCUCAGAGAGAGAAGCUUCUAAAGGAUCGAGAGGGUGGAUCAGGGCCUGAUGUUUUUGAAUCAUCGAUUUCGGUUGAGACGUCGAGUGUUGGAUCGCCUGCGAAGUUUUCGGACGAGAAUGACUUUCAGGGAGACCGUAAAACGAACUCGAGAAGGAAACGGAAGCGGGAUAAAGACGACGAAAGUAGGAGUCGCAAACGGAAAGUGAGUAGCGUCAAGGGGUCGCCAAUUGUAGAAAAGGUUCACAAAAAGAGUCCCGUGAAAAGUUCUCCACACAAGUCGUUGGUCAUCGAUAAGUUCGAAUCUUCUUCGUCUUCAUCGUCCUCGUCUCCUGCUGCUUCUCCUUUGUCCUCACCGUCCCAUCAUCCUUCUAACGUUGUGGAAGACAUUGCGGAUUUCUCAUUCAAGCGCAGAGCCUUGUCGCCUGAUCUCUCGAAGUUGAAAGUCAGUCCCGCCUUUGCUGAGCAGCUAAAGCGAGCCUCUAGUAGAGCUAGGAGUGCUGACAAUGGAAGCAGGUCAAGCACCUUCUUAGACAAGACAUUUUCUUCUAGUGACUCCAAAAGUGUCGCUGAAUGGGAAUCGUCGCGUGUAGAAAAGUCACUUACCGAAUCGGAUACCUCUGCGCAAGAAUCGGAUAAGGAAGAACAAGUAAGCAUGGACAAAUCAUCAGGAACAGAAGUUGAGGCUGAUGACAAGGAGGAAACGAUUGAAUCUUCAGAGGCCGAAGACAAUGAAGAUUCCAUCUUGGUGGAGGUUCAACAGCCAUCAUCUUCUUCCGAAGACAAUAGUACCCAUCAACAAGUCGAUUUGUCUGCCACUAUUGUCGAAGAAGAAGUGUCGCAUGGGAGGAUUUUUAGAGGCGUUCUUUGGUCCGCUCUCAUAUGCUUGCUAAAAAAGUUUCAGAAACUUGUCAUUUACUAUCUCAUGCUUUUCACUCUUUUCUUCGGCCUAUGGUAUCGAGAAGAAAGGGUGCGCGUCGGUUAUUGCGGUCACGAAGUGAAUUUGCCCACCUUUCAGAAUCCUAAUAAUUCAGCGUGGCUGGAAGAUUUCGAGAACAUCUUGGCUAAACACAAGCCAUAUUGUUUACCUUGUCCAGAGAAUGCAAUCUGCUACCCAUACAUGAAAAUCAAAUGCAGACCCGGUUAUGUUGUAACUAACUCUAAGGCAAGCCUCUUUGGGCUUUUUCCUAUAAGUGAUUACUGCGCAAAGGACUCCAAAAAGGAGCGGAUGAUAAAUGAGGUCGUUAAAAAAUCCCUUGAAUUAUUAAGAACUAAGAACGCACAAUUAGAUUGUGGCGAAGGCGUUGAUGAUGUGCAAAGUGGGAUGAACGAGAAAGAACUAUACAGUAUCUUUUCUGAGUCGCGAGCUCCCUGGAUAAACAAUGAGGAGUUCGACGAUUUAUGGGUUCAAGUUAUCGAGGACUUGAAAAAUGAACCCGAAAUUACUUGGAGGCAAACACCAACCAAUGACUUUAAAGUUCCAGGAAGCCGUGAGCACGCAACUGCAGCCCAUGACUUUCAAGGGACGCAGGCUGAUUUUCCAAACGGCCAAAAAAACGGGUAUUUUCGUUCAACAUCCAAGAAGUACAUCAGCCUCAGAUGUAAAUUCGAAAGAGAAGUUUAUCAGACUUAUCAGAGAUAUAAACUCAUAGUCUGGUCAUUGGUGCUAAUUUCAACUUUUGUUCAAGUAAUCAAGCAUAAACUCCGUCAACAUUUCAAAAUGAUUCGCAAGCUAGACACCUUGGCGCAAGAUAUUUUAGAGAGACUUCAAAAAGCAGCCCGUGAAUCCGAUGACACUAGACCCGCCUUCAUGAGUACUGUGCAACUGCGUGACAUUUUACUCUCUGACAUCGUUGAUCUCAAGCAGAAAAAUAAAAUCUGGCAGCGCGUUGCCAAGAAGCUUGAACAUAACAAUACCAAUGUUAAAGUGACUUUAAUGGAGUUACAUGGUGAGAUUAUGAAAUGCUGGGAAUGGAUUGGGCCCGUAGAUGAAAAAUUAUAA
Messenger RNA from Lachancea mirantina, 2148 nucleotides. The record is from the annotation of a GenBank genome assembly. NCBI's taxonomy places the organism in Eukaryota, Fungi, Ascomycota, Saccharomycetes, Saccharomycetales, Saccharomycetaceae.